AGAUUUGGUGCACUAAAACAAAGUUGCUGCUAUCUCUGUUAUCUCGCGAAUUUUUCCUGCGAAAGUGCUCGUGAUAAAGUUAUGCUGUUUGUUCUGACAAUCUCGUCACUUUAUUCUGAAGCAGUUCAAGGAAAGAUUUUCCGGAAAGAUGGUGAAGAUUUUGCUGUACUGCUUACUUUUUUGUGUUUUAAUUGUUGAUUGUGCAAUUAAUUGGUGUCAAAUGGAGGAGAAGUAUUGCUAUGGAAGGGAACAUAUUGCCUGUGAGCCAAAUAGCUUUCCAGUUGACGAUGAUUCCACUCGUAUUGAGAUUAUUCCAAUGAAGAAAGAGUUGAAGAAGGUUGCUGUUGAUACUCAUAAUCGUCAUCGGAGUAAUGUGGCAGCUGGAAAAGUCCCUGGGAUUCCCACUGCUGCCAAGAUGGAGAAGAUGGUCUGGAAUGACAAUUUGGCCUUUGUGGCUGGUCAGCAUGUUAAGCAUGCCAAUUUUGAGCAUGAUCAGUGCCGAUCCUUUGCCCAGUUUCCAUUUUCUGGGCAAAAUCUUGCCAUUAUCUACUCAUCAAUUCCAAUUAGGAAUUAUACACAAAUCCUACAGGAGCAUAUUGAUCUCUUUUUUGAUGAAGUUUCACUCAUUCGUAAUAUGCCUUCGUGCCUAGAUAAGUUUACAACCUACCGUCCAAUCUGUAUCGAUGCUGGACACUUUACUGUGAUGGUCAAAGACAUCAACAAUGCUUUAGGCUGUGCUAUGGCCAAAUUCCAGUCCAAUUACAACGGAAGAUCCUUGUACACUGUUCUAACAACUUGCAACUAUGGUCACACGAAUCUCAUUUCCCAUCCAAUUUACGACAGAGGAACACCAUGUUCUGCUUGUGCUUCCAUUGGGAAAUCCUGUGAAAAAGCCACGAAAUUGUGUGUCUGAAAGUGCAAUAUCGUGCGCAAGAAAAAUUCAACACUAGGUCAAUGAACACCUGCUGAAGAAGUGAAAAACAUGUCACAGCUGCAAUAAAGUAUAUCAGAGAA
Molecule: messenger RNA, 1014 nt
Organism: Phlebotomus papatasi
Lineage: Eukaryota; Metazoa; Arthropoda; Insecta; Diptera; Psychodidae
Product: antigen 5 like allergen Cul n 1-like
Exons: 1
Coding region: 149-913 (254 amino acids)
Source: RefSeq, a predicted model, not a curated record